Messenger RNA from Spodoptera frugiperda (fall armyworm), 4787 nucleotides. RefSeq names its product sprouty-related, EVH1 domain-containing protein 1 (gene Spred). The record is from RefSeq and is a predicted model, not a curated record. The coding region runs from base 293 to 1546 and encodes 417 amino acids. Gene Ontology annotation, cellular component: membrane. The transcript has 12 exons. Gene Ontology annotation, molecular function: protein kinase binding. Lineage: Eukaryota; Metazoa; Arthropoda; Insecta; Lepidoptera; Noctuidae. Gene Ontology annotation, biological process: negative regulation of MAPK cascade; multicellular organism development.
UGGAUAUUGAGUGUCAAGCUACGUCAUUGGUGGAAAAGUGACAGAGUAUCGCACGGACCAAUCGGGAGCCUGGAUACCAAAGUUGUGCGCGACUGAGACGCCACCUGUCGCGUGAACACGCCGCGUUCAUUGAAUAACCCGCCCGGACUGUUUUAUUGACGCAAGCGCACUGAGGCCCAACAAAGGGCCGAAAUAAGAACGGUUCGCAAGUGAAUCUGAUGUAUUUAUGUCAUAAAAAUGGUGAAAUCUGUGAAGUGGCGAGUAGAAAUUAGGAUAUUCGACGUGUCGAAUCAUGACCGAGGCAUCUGAAAAUGCCUAUUUGGUGCGGGUGCGUGCACAGGUUAUGUGCCGCGACGAGGGCACCGGGGGCUGGGUGGCGCUCGGCGGCGGCGGGCUCGCUGAUGUCAUGGUCGGGAAGCGAGCCCGCGCCCAUAGGGCCUCAGCUGGGGGCGAGAGUAAUGGUGAGAUGGCAGUGCCCGGUACAUCGACAUCCACGGUAGUCGCGGCGGUCGCACCUACGCACGAAUACUUUAUACAUGGGAAGCGCAUCAGCGAUGGCUUGGAAGUCCUAGAAUGCACUAUAAAGAAAGACUUCCAGUACAACAAGGUGAUGCCCACGUUCCACCACUGGGUGACGGACGAGAAGCGCUUCGGCCUGACCUUCCAGACCGCUGCUGACGCCCGCGCCUUCGACAAGGGCGUGAGGACCGCCAUCGAAGAACUGCUCGACGCGCCGAAAGAAGAGGACGAGGAAUCUAAUAUCUUCGAGUGUCUGAACCUGCCGUGCGAGUCGCGGUCGAGCUCGGAGAACUCGACGGCGAGCCGGCGCCGCCCGCCCGACGACAUCACGCAGACGCCCAUCCUCUCCGCCAUCACGCUGCCCAGGCAUCCGCUCUCAGACUCACUGACGCAGUACGAGACUCAGUUCGACGAAACCGUGCACGCGGUGGAAGAACCGGAAAUCGAACGGUGUCCCUACGUACAUCUGUCUGCUGUGCACGAGUACACGUACCCGGCGGUGAGUGCGAGCGCGACCAUCAGCUCGGAGAUGUCCUCGCCCAACACCAAGCCGCCGCUACUCAAGCGGGACUCCGGGUCGAUGAAGAAGGGCGGCAGUGGUGGUUACAACAGCGGUCCGCCGCCGCUGCCGGACAAGAAGCCCGCGGAGGCUACAUUCCAGGCGCGGAUCAAGUGCAGGCAUUGUCACGAGUGGUACUUGGAGAGCGCGAACCGCGCGGGCGCGUGCGAGUUCGCUCCGGAUUGCUUCCGAUCGUGUAUCGACUGCGUCUCGUGCAUCAAGUGCGCGCAGUGCAUGUUGUACCACUGCAUGGCGGACGCGGAGGGCGACUUCGCGUUACAUCCCUGCGCGUGCGCUCCGCCCGACGAGGCCUGCGCUAAACGUUGGAUGGGCGUGAGCCUGCUGAGCGUGCUGGUCCCGUGCCUGUGGUGCUACCCGCCGCUGCGCUGCCUGCACGCCGCCGCGCGCCUCGCGCACUCCGCCGGCGGCAUGCACGCGCCCGCGCAUCCGCACGUCGCGCCCGCAUAGCCGGGACUCAAACCCCGCGCCACGCGCCAACCUCGCUACUCAUAACACAUAUACAAGGCAAGAGGUUACACCGCCGGUCGUAAACUGAACGUUAAAACAUCCUGUGUAACGCAAGGUACCCCUCAAUAGCCUGUAUAAAGGUGCCAGGUUAUACCCAGUGGUCAGUAAAGUGUUUUUCAUUCUGAAUAAGAUGCGAAGCAGUCAGCACACUGUGUUGAAAGCGUGGGUAGUAUACCUAAUGGGAAUUAACAACCUGUGUAAGGCGCGAGGUUAAAAAAACGCACUAAAAUCAUAACAACUUGUGUACAAGACGCGAGGCAAAUCUUCUUUGAACAUCUGAAGUGAAGAAGACAUUAUGUAUGCACUGUUCUUCGUCAUAAUCCCAGUUUGCCUAAAUAUUGUUUAAUAUUUGAAGAUAUUAUGCGAUAUUUAUAUAGAUUGCGGUUGUAAUUACAAUUGUACUUUGUGGUUAUAAAAAUAUAGUUCAAGAAAUGAAGACAAAAACAUUGGCUGAACGAAAUAUCGUUAAAAAAUAAUUAAAAAUUUCUAAAUAUACAAGAAUAUUAACCCGACCAACCACAAAAUGGACAAAGAACAGUGCGAGUAACGUGUCAAAAGUGCGGAAAAAUCUAAAAACAUUAGCGGGGGCAAAAUAUUCGGAGAUAGACGAACGGACAAGCGGUUCACUAUAUCACCGCUUCAAACAAAUGGAUAUACGGAAAACAGAUUUCACCAGAUAGAUGGAAUAGAAAGGAAGGAAUGAAAGCAUGGCUUUCUCAACCAGAAAGAUGGUAUAUGUCAUGUGGAAAUACAAAAUAAAUUGAGACAAUGUCUACAAGAUUGUGUUUUAAUAUGUUGUCUCAGGAAUACAUGACAGAAAUAAAGGAAAAGUGUUGACAAAACGAAGGCACUAUCAUGAUAUAAAUGCAUCAGAUUGAUGAACCAAAAUUAUUUAUUAAAAGGAAACACAUCGAACCGUUUUUUCUAUUUAAAAAAUAAUAAUAAAUAUAAAAUCGCUACUAAAUUUCCUUUAUCGAUAACACGCUGAGGCGUUCGAUAAGAUCGGUCACAACAAUGUGAAACACUACUCGCAAUAAAUGAAAAAAAAAAUAUCCAGAAAACGUGGUAUUUUGAUAGAAAGCGCCAUUUUGGCCAUUUAGUAUUCAUUUCUAUUAAAUAAGUGUUAUUUAAUAUACAUGCACAAGAAGAAAAAAAAACAAACACUGCGAAUCUUUCCCAUAGAUGUACGUAUUUUUAGAUCUGACAACCCAAGAAGCUAAAACCUCUAUAGUAUUAAUUAUUUUUAUUUCGUAACGCAAAGGAACGUGGUUAAAACAAAGCCAGUGGCCAGUGUUGCAAGACAUUUUUUCAUGAUAGCAACACUGAGAGCAACAGUGAAGUGACAAUGUCGAUGUAUCGACACGAAACGUGUUUUGGAGGGUGGCAACAAUUUUUUUCUUUCGCUUUUUUAUACCCAGUGUCAAAGUUAUAGUGUUGCUGUGUACGGUGUUGCCACUGUAAGACUUAUUCGGUGUUUUAGCGAAAUAAAUUCGCAUCGAAUUGGGCUAAUUCAAUUCGCCAUGGUCUUUGAUGUGAAUCGUAGUGUUGGGUAACAUUUUAGCUUAUUAAUUUUUAAUUUAAACGCCCAACACUAUUUAUAUUUAAAAUGUUAUAUUGUGCCAUAAAUAUGUGUUUUUAAAUAAUCUUUUUCUUUUACAAUUUCUGUCUUCCAUGACUUAGGAUUGAUUUUAAAAAGUUUAAAAUUUAUGAUUGUUAUUUAAAAAUGGUUGGAUUUGUUAUUUGUGAUGAGUUGUUCGAGAAUAUAUGCUAUUUCUAUUGAUUGAUGUAAUCAUUACAAAGUAUAUGAUAUACAAAAUGUUAACAUAUCCCAUUCAUUGUUAUAUAUUUAACAUUUUAAACGCUUCUUUACUUGUCUAGCCUAAGUUUAAAUAAAUGUUUAAAAUUUGAAAUUUAAAUUUCAUGUUUUAAAUUUAAAUUCUUUUAAAAAAAAAUGUUUAACGUUUGUUUAUUUCUUAACAAUUUAUUUAAAUUGAGGCUAGAUCUUUUAAAAAUAUUUGUACUAAGAUUAUGCAUUCUUUUUUAAAUUAGAUUUAUUUGAAAAAUACGGGUAGUAUUGUUACCUAGACAGCGGCAUUUUUUUUUCAAAGUUGUAAUUUUUCUAUAAUUAUUAUUAUCAUAAAAAUAAAAAUUAAUGUGUAUUGUAAAUUUUAAUAUUCGUAAUGUCAUUGAAACAAAGCGUCAUAUUUAUUAUUAGUGUUAUAAUAUAGUUGACAUUAAUCAGUUGGUUGAAAUUAAAUAUAAUAUCAAUGUUUCAAGUAAUUAUGUAUGUCUACUGCAUAGGUUUAAGUAAAAAAAAAGUUUUUUAUAAAACUUCACACAAACAUACAAACACGUUCACCGUACAAAGUUAAUGUUGUCUAGUCUAUGGAUCAGUAUUUUUUCAAAAACAAAAAUCAUUCUCACUAAAAAAAUAUUCCUUUUAGUUUGAAUUCGAAAAAAUAAAAUGACCAAAAUGUUUUUGUAUAUUUAUAAAUAAGAGAAGUAUUCACGAAAAUGGUUCCGGUUAUCUGUUUAUGAGGUGUUACACUCAAACGAACAUUUACAAAUUAUUAAAGUAAUAUUUUUAACGGGAUAUGAAUAUAAAAUCUUCUAAGUUUUCGUAAGAUUUGAGGGCUCACUUAUGAAAAUUACACAAGAUUUUAUAUUUCGAUUUGCGGUUGCGAUCCCUUGGAUCACAGUCGCGAAUGCGUCAGGAUCGUUUACAUUUAAAAUAGCAAAAUACAGUUUCAAGUUUAAAAAACCGGUUUUAUCCAGUGUCACACUUCUCUACAGCGAACACCCGAACCUUUUUCGUAAAAAUUUGUUACUCCGUAAAAAUGAGAAACUUUAAUAUUGUAUCAAAAUAAGUAAAUGUAUUCAAUGUUUAAUUAUAAAAAAAAUAAUGUAUUUUAACUGUUUUUUAACGUAAAACAUCAAAAAAGGUUGACGCAAUCAAUCACUAAUUAGUUGUAUGAAGAGACUUUAAAUAUUUACUGUAGUAAAUUUUAAGAAUAAUUAAAAAUCAGUGUUUAGUGUCUUUAAGCGUAUUGGUAUCAAAUUUGAUUAAAAACCAAAGUUAUGUGUAAAAGAAGGUUUGUGCGUAAGCACGGCCUGAUAUGGUUGUUUAAAAUGAACAUAAAUGUAUUGAAAAAUAUGAAAUAAAUAAUCGUACAUAAAUGUG